Molecule: messenger RNA, 882 nt
Organism: Chaetomium strumarium
Lineage: Eukaryota; Fungi; Ascomycota; Sordariomycetes; Sordariales; Chaetomiaceae
Exons: 1
Coding region: 279-785 (168 amino acids)
Source: RefSeq, a predicted model, not a curated record
GGGUGGCCUGACGACCGGGUCGACGGUUCAUUCCGAUCCUUCAGCCAUUGUUGGUUUCUUCCCGUUAACAAUAGGUACUUAAGACUGUCGUCUAUUUAGUACCUAGUUAUAUCCGCACCAAGCACAACCAACCCCAAUACCCACUCUGCAUCAACUGGCCUAGCAAGACAUCAUCCGCACCAUUCGACUUAGAGAUUGGCACGGGUAGUAAUAACGCACCAUCUGCUGUCACACGACCAACAAAGUCCAAUUGUCCAACCCGGCCACCACCACGCGACAUGGCCUCCCGGCAGAUCUUCGACCCCAUCGUCGCGCUCCGCGCCGCGCCGCUGGUGUCGGCCACAUGCACGCUGCUCUACGCAUUCGACCAGGACUUCUUCCUGGGCCUCUUCAACCUGCCCGAAAACCGCGCGCGCAGCCGGGCGCUGCUCCCUUCCUACUACAGGCCCUUCUUCCGCCGCGGCGUCGGCUUCGUCGUCGGCUGCUUGGCCGUGACCACCUGGGCGUCCAUCGGCAACCUGUACGCCCGCCGCCCGGCCCUGCAUGCGAGGCAGUCCUUCUGGUGGUAUGUCGCCGGCGCGGCGCUGUCGUCGAGCCACCUGCUCUUCAUCCCCGCCGUCGCGCCGCACGUCAAGGCCAUCUGGGAGGCGGACGCCGUCGAGGACAGCGACGCGAAUGCGUCGCUCGACCAGUGGCUAGCCGCGAACCGCCUCCGGUCGUGGACCGUCGAUCUGGCUGCGUGGGUUGCUUGUGCCGUUGCGGUGGUUAGGUCGCUGGAGGCUUGAGCUGUGUUUGUCUGUCUGCCAAGGGGAGAGGGUUCUGGUGCUGUGCUCAAAUUCCAUUGUGAACAGGCGGAAGGGGGAUUAUGGGCGUUCGGCGCCG